This is a messenger RNA of Brassica napus (rape), 1298 nucleotides long. Its product is annotated as probable 2-oxoglutarate-dependent dioxygenase AOP1. The transcript is spliced from 3 exons. The record is from RefSeq and is a predicted model, not a curated record. NCBI's taxonomy places the organism in Eukaryota, Viridiplantae, Streptophyta, Magnoliopsida, Brassicales, Brassicaceae. Gene Ontology annotation, molecular function: dioxygenase activity. Bases 207 to 1205 code for a protein of 332 amino acids.
AAGAAAGCAACAUCAUAUACUGAUGACGCAUAAAAGAGCCAAAACUGGAUCUCUCUUAACGAUUGUCCCUUCUAAGAAGGAUCUUAUCCCAGUCUACUGUGAAUCUAUAAUUCAAUUUGUAAACAUAUAUGUAUAAAUAGAACGUUGGUAUUCUGAAUCUAAUCUAUACACUAAUCUUUAGACUCAUCAUCACCUAAGACGCUCGAAUGGGCUCACAUGAAGAGCAGUGCUUACCAAUACUAGACUUCUCCCGCGAAAAACUAGUGCCAGGCACAAGUCACUGGAUCACGACAAGAGACAGCGUGCGAAGAGCCAUGGAGGAGCAGGGUUGGUUUGUGGCAGAGUUCAACGGCGUCUCACCAGACCUCAGGGAGGACUUGCUCUCCGGCAUGAAGGAUAUGUAUGAGCUGCCGUACGAGGUCAAGAUCAAAAACGAGAACCACAAGGCCUCCCAUGGCUACAUGUCUAUGGUCGUCGACGAUUACAGGAUCCACGAGAGUUUGGGGAUCGAUUAUGCAACACAUCCCCAACCUUGCAAAGACUUCUCUAAAUUACUUUGGCCGCAAGGAAACGAUCCCUUCUGCCAGACGACACAUAGGUACGCAGAGGCAUUAGCGCAGCUAGACCAGACAGUGAUGAGGAUGCUGUACGAGAGCUAUGGAAUGGACGAGAAGAAGCACUCGGCGAGCCAUUCCGAGUCAACUCGGUACCUGUUGAGGAUGCUGAGUUACAGGAGACAGAGAAACGGUGAAGCAAACACGGGUUUCGUGUCGCAUACUGAUAAGAGCUUCAUGAGUAUCCUCCACCAGAACCACGUCCUAGGUCUCCAGCUCAAAACCAUGACCGAUCAGUGGGUCGGGUUUAACCCGUCUCCGACAAGAUUCGUCGUUCUUUCCGGCAUGGGUCUCACGGCGUGGAGUAACGAUAGGAUAAAGCCGUGUUACCACAGGGUGGUGAUGAGCGCAGAUGAAGUUAGAUACUCUUUAGGUUUUUUCUCCUUCCACAAAGGGACCAUCCGUACGCCGGAGGAGCUCGUCGAUGACCAACAUCCCCUUCGUUACUACCCUUUCGAGCACGACGGUCUCCUCCGCUUCUACGAGUCUUACAUCAACUCCAUGAAGAAAUCCAGCGAAGAUCUUCUCCAGUUAUACUGCGGAGUCAAGUCAACCCCUCCGCUCGGUGAUCAUUCUUUGCCACCGCAAUAAAUGUAUCCACACUCUAACGUGUGCAAGUUUAUUAUCAGUGUGUUGAGAAAAAUGAUAAUAAUGUAUUAUACUAAAUGCAAAUUUGAUUCGCAA